Gastrolobium bilobum is the source of this 2651-nucleotide messenger RNA. Its product is annotated as probable galacturonosyltransferase 14. The record is from RefSeq and is a predicted model, not a curated record. Bases 416 to 2017 code for a protein of 533 amino acids. Gene Ontology annotation, molecular function: polygalacturonate 4-alpha-galacturonosyltransferase activity. Lineage: Eukaryota; Viridiplantae; Streptophyta; Magnoliopsida; Fabales; Fabaceae. The transcript has 6 exons.
CUCUCUCUUCUCUCGCUCUCUCUCUUGAUCCAUGGGAGAGGAACUUCAACUUCAACUUCAACUUCAACAGCAACAUUAACAUCAAGCUUUAAGCUUUAACCCAACCCAGAAGAAACUCGAUUGAUAUUAUCAAUCUGGUGAUCGAUUAAGCCACACCCCAUUUGGUGGAAGAACCCAAUGCGGUCUUGCAGAAGACCCCAGAAGAAGAAAAACACGAGAUUUUCAGAUUCGAGCAGGACCCAGAUUCGCAUCCGAUCCGAAUUCCACUACUAUUACUGGUCCCAAUCGAUUGGUGGGAUCUGAAUCUGAUGGUGUGCGUUUUGAGGCCAUGGGUUUUGUUGUUGUUGUCGUUUUUGAGUUGGUCUUCUGCUAGGGUUGUUGUGGUGGUGGUGGGGCUGCAUAUGCAUAAACGACGAUGCAGCUUCACUUCUCGCCUAGCAUGAGAAGCAUCACUAUAUCGAGCAGCAACAAUGGGUUUAUUGACUUGAUGAAGAUCAAGGUAGCAGCUCGCCACAUUUCCUAUCGAACCCUCUUCCACACCAUCCUCAUCCUCGCUUUCUUGUUACCCUUUGUCUUCAUUCUCACCGCUCUUGUUACCCUUGAAGGUGUCAACAAGUGCUCCUCAUUUGAUUGUUUAGGCAGGCGGUUGGGACCGAGGCUUCUUGGUAGGGGUGACGAUUCAGGGAGACUGGUUAGAGAUUUUUACAACAUCCUCAACGAAGUGAAGACUGCAGAAAUUCCAGCCGAUCUAAAGCUGCCAGAUUCUUUCGAUCAACUGGUUUCUGAUAUGAAGAACAAUCAAUGCGAUGCGAAAACAUUUGCAUUCAUGCUAAGGGGAAUGAUGGAGAAAUUUGAGAGAGAAAUCAGAGAGUCUAAAUUUGCAGAGCUGAUGAAUAAACACUUUGCAGCAAGUUCUGUCCCUAAAGAGAUUCAUUGUCUGUCUUUGCGUUUGACUGAUGAAUAUUCAUCAAAUGCCCAUGCACGCAAACAACUGCCUUCUCCUGAGUUACUUCCUUUGCUGUCUGACAACUCUAUCCACCAUUUUAUUCUGUCAACUGAUAACAUCUUGGCUGCUUCAGUAGUUGUUACUUCUACUGUCCAGUCAUCUCUGAAACCUGAGAAAAUAGUAUUCCAUGUGAUCACAGAUAAAAAGACUUAUGCGGGUAUGCACUCAUGGUUUGCACUCAAUCCUGCCACCCCUGCCGUGGUUGAAAUCAAAGGUGUUCACCAGUUUGACUGGUUGACUAGAGAAAAUGUUCCAGUACUUGAAGCUGUAGAAAAUCAAAAUGGGAUUAGAAAUUACUACCAUGGGAAUCAUGUUGCGGGAGCCAAUCUCAGUGAUACCAAUCCACGUAAAUUUGCAUCUAAAUUGCAGACUAGAAGUCCAAAGUACAUAUCUUUACUCAACCAUCUCCGCAUAUACAUACCAGAGCUUUUCCCAAACCUUGACAAGGUGGUCUUUUUGGAUGAUGAUGUGGUGAUUCAGCGUGACUUAUCUCCACUUUGGGAAAUUGAUCUGGAAGGAAAAGUUAAUGGAGCUGUGGAAACAUGCAGAGGUGAAGAUGAGUGGGUAAUGUCUAAGCGUUUUAGGAACUACUUCAAUUUUUCCCAUCCUCUCAUUGCAAAGCAUUUGGACCCUGAUGAGUGUGCGUGGGCUUAUGGAAUGAAUAUCUUUGAUCUGCGUGCAUGGAGACGGACAAAUGUAAGGGAGACUUAUCAUUCCUGGCUGAGAGAGAAUCUGAAGUCAAACCUGACUAUGUGGAAGCUUGGAACCCUACCUCCUGCUUUGAUUGCAUUUAAAGGUCAUGUUCACCCAAUUGAUCCCUCUUGGCACAUGCUUGGCUUGGGUUAUCAGAGCAACACCAAUAUUGAGAGUGUGAAAAAGGCUGCUGUUAUUCACUAUAAUGGCCAGUCAAAACCGUGGUUGCAAAUUGGCUUUGAACAUCUUCGGCCAUUUUGGACCAAAUAUGUCAAUUAUUCAAAUGAUUUUGUGAGGAACUGUCAUAUCCUGGAAUGAGCACUAUGGUUUGUACAACAGUGAAUAAGAAAGGGACGAGUAAUACAGGUUUCAUCUUAAUUUUUGUGGGCUUGAGAUUUUCUUCAAGAUGAAUUUGAGAAGGCAAAUAGAAAAUUGGUUGAGAGGGAAAAGCUAUCAAAAAUAUUGUGGCUGGAUUUGCUACAUUUUUGCAGACACAGUUACCAUCCCUGCAUGGCCUUGAGUAUCAUGAGUCCUUGAGUUGUGACAUAGAAACACGUCCUCUAUUUUUGGUCGGUGAAAGGAUACUAUUAUUGGUCUUCUAUGGGACAAAAUAUAGCAAAGAUUCCAUAGUUGAAUACUGAAGAAUAAACUGAAUGCUGGAGAUAAAAAGGUCAGGCCUGUUUCAUCAAUCUAGUUGGUGUUAAGAACACAAGUGCUAGGAAAGUUAUUUUGUGAGGUUCCCCCCUCUAGAGCAGCGUUUUACCCAUCAUUUUUUUUUUAGUUUCUUAAUUUUUGUUAGUACCAAUUUUUACCUUCACCCACUUUGAUUUGAUAUCAUCAUGGUGAAUUCUAGGAGUAGUUCACGAGAUUGCUUUGUUACGGGUCCAUUGAAUUGGGGAACUGUUUGUAGGAUAUAUAUUGUUAUUCAUUAUGUACUAUUAUCAGACAUUGG